AUGCUUCCCGAGCCAGCCUUGAGCUUCACAAUCCCCAGUCUGCAUGACGGAACGAUUCUCGACUGUCGCAUCUACCACCCCGCGUCGUUGUGUGCAACGAAUGCUCGCGCUCCGCCAUGGAGGAGACACGCGGCUGUUGUUGCGCAUCCGUAUGCGCCUAUGGGCGGAUGCUACGAUGACCCUAUUCUGGAGAGUGUUGCGACGGGGCUGCUGAGGACGGGGUAUCUCGUGGGGACGUUCAAUUUCAGGUAUUUGCUUCCAUGGCAGGCGCAUCAACUGCGGCAAGAUCAGACGAAGCAACUAACGGCGAGAAGAGGCGCGGGACAUUCCGCCGGCCGGACGUCUUGGACGGCGAAACCAGAACGAGACGAUUACGCGAGCGUAGUAGGCUUCAUGGUGCAUUAUAUCCAUUUUCUGGAUCCGUUUUCGCAAGUUUCAGCGCCAGACGGCUCGAUAGAGGAUACCACCCACGCAGCAGAUAUACCUAGAUCCGUACCGUCCAGCACAUCCCCCACGGAAAUACCAGCGUUAUUGAUGGGAGGCUAUUCCUACGGCGCCAUGAUCACGGCGCAGAUCCCCCCGUUGAACAAGCUCCUCGAGCCCUUCGCAAGCCCACACGUCGACUCCAACGCCGCACAAAUACGCCUCCGGGCUCAACAUCUCGCGGAGCAACAAAACGUUAUACUGGGGAGCACACGCUCCGCCGUGAUACAGGUACGCAGUCCGCAUAGUCCCACGAGACGGCCGUGUGGUGUGCGUGUCGGCGGCGACGAGGGCGAUCGGUCACCGCGGAAGAGUCACGAGAGCGGUGGCCGGAGGAGCUUUUCGUUGGAUGCGGAGGAUAGGUUUCGGAAGGGAGUGCAUGAGUUUAUGGCCAAGAGGAGGGCCAAGCACCCGCACUUGCAUUUACAUUCGGGUCAUAGGAGAUCAGCGAGCUCUGAGAUGGUGCGGAAUAAUGCGAGGGAGCAAGAAGACGAGAAAGGUGGCGGUACUGUUGAAAUUGAGGAGGAAAAGUUGCCGGUAAUUACUGGGCUGUUACGUCCUCGACCAGCGUAUUUCAUGGUAUCCCCUCUGCAAGGCCUAGUCACACACCUGGCUACCAUGUCGUUGCUCCCGUCCCGGAUGAGACAUGAUAGUGAUGACGGGUCAGAGGAGAAACUGGUGCUGAAUCCGACGCUCGCCGUGUUUGGAGACAAUGACGUGUUUGUGCCGGUGGGCAGGUUGCGCGGCUGGAUGGCCAAGUUGGGCGGGAAUGCGGGAUCUCUGUUCACGGGGUAUGAAGUGGCUACGGCUGGACAUUUCUGGGUUGAAGAAGGUGUUUUGCAUGUCAUGACGGAGAGGAUUGGGGCGUUUGCGAGUGGGUUGAUAUGUGGUUGA
Molecule: messenger RNA, 1377 nt
Organism: Pochonia chlamydosporia 170
Lineage: Eukaryota; Fungi; Ascomycota; Sordariomycetes; Hypocreales; Clavicipitaceae
Product: prolyl oligopeptidase
Exons: 1
Coding region: 1-1377 (458 amino acids)
Source: RefSeq, a predicted model, not a curated record